GUACACUCAUCUUCUUUUCCUUUCCCUUUCUCUUAUUAAUAAGGAAGUUGAAGAAUAUGAGCAUGUUUUAAUUUCUAAUCCUUCUUCUGCAGAUCUAGCCUUAAAACUUUCUUUUGCAUGUGGUGGAUUAUUAUUACCAAGAUAGUCAAAUUUGAGCGAAAAGGACCGAUUAGAUUCUGAACCUAAUUCUGAUUUGAUUUCUUGUUGGAUUAUUGGUUAUGUGAGUUAUAUUUUUACUUGGAGAUAUGUUUGUGAAUUUGUGCUAAUAGUUCUGUUAUGGGGUUGCUGUGGUUUACCACCUUGUGGUAUUGAUACAGUAUAUGAUGGAACACAAUGGGAAACAUUUACAAAUCUAUCUGAUUUAUGUAAGAUCUCAAAAGCCUAUCAGUUAUGGCAAGUUUUAGCUAAAGAUUCUACAUCAAAGAAGAUAGAGAGAAAAAGCCUGAGCAGCUUGAAGAAGAAAUUGGUGGUGCACUGCUUCUUAUAUAGAAAAAUGAAGACUUUAGAGCUUCCUUGGCCUCUCUGCCUCUGCUUUUCCAACAUUUUACUCCUAUUCUGAUAUUCUCAGCACGCAAACAACACUCAGAUCCAAUUAGGCAAUUACAAUUCAUCAGGUACCAAUAUGUUAACAUAUUUCCUAGUCUUAUAUAUAUUGUGCAGGUGGACGAUGCAUUGAUGAUUUCCGUUAUCUAAACCAAUGGUUUUUGACUUUAGACUUUUUCCCCAUACAUUUAACUCUCUAUAAAUUUAGUAACAUAGGCAUGAACAUGAUUGUAUGCCUCAAAUAGGAUACAAUUUGAAGUAUAGCCCUUUUUAGGUUCACAUUUAAAAAUUUUAAUUGUGGAACUGUGAAUCAUGCAUUACUUAUGUGCUGCCCACUGCCUACCUUAGGGUCUUUGGUAAAUAUUGAGAUGAUGGCAGAGGGAACCUUUAGAACUUUCUUUGUCCUUUUUUAUGUUUUUGCUAAUUGUUACUGUUUUGCCGUUCAUUUUCAAUCCUUGUUGCUCAACCUCUAAUUUGCUCUUGAAGAUGUCUACUAUGGACGUGAAAUGAUUUCCCAGAUUUCUAAAGUCCUUGCAUCCCUGCCUCUUAUUUGACACAUAGUUUCGAUAAUCUCCAUGUGUGCCCUUAAAGAUGUCUGCAUUGGCCAUGAACAUAUUGAUUCGAUUUCUGAAGGUGACUGCUUGGUUACAUUUGAGGACUCUUGCUGUUUUUAUUUUACCAAUGCUUCUCUCUUUUUUUUUUUUUUUUGGGUUAAAAUGUAAGGAUUUGCUAAUGGUGUUAGCUGCUGUUAAUUUAUUCUGAUGCAGUUUUUCUUGUGGUAUUGAGAUAUUAUAUGAUGUUACACAGCGGGAAACAUUUGGAAACCUAUAAAUAUGCUGAUUAGAAACAAAAAGGAUCCUCUUGAUUGACUUCCUUGAAGUUGGUUACUAGAAUGGUGACUCUGAAACUAAUAUUGUCCUAAUAGGUGUGGUAUGUGUCACAAAUAUGGAGGGUGCUUUCAAACAAUUUGAGGAAGUUAUGAAGCAUGUGAAGAAAGAACGCUGGGAAAGAGCAUACAAGAUAAAGGACUGAUCAAUUGGGUGUGCUAAGUACAAUGCUUGGAUUUCUCGUUGCAGAAGUUGCACCAGUGGUUCUAUGCUUGGAUUUCUCGUUGCAGCUGUAAAAUAUAUAAUAUAUCCAAAUCAAGCCCCAAGAAAGCAAGUAAAACCAAUUGGUGGUCUUCACGUGAUUCUAAAGUUCAGAUUUUUACUCAACGAUGAUGUGCAAGAUGGAGUGCUUGGGCAGCCUGGUUUGAAUUUGUAAGCAAGGAAGGAACCUAAAGCCUUAUCGACAGAAAUUCCCUUUUUCUGCUCUUGCCAUUUCGACAUUAUAGAUUGUUGGAUACAUACACUAACUGAAAAGAUGGGAACAUUUUUAUUUCUUGACCAAGAGUAGGAGUGUUGUGUUAGUCAAUUGAUGCUAAAUAGUACUAAUCUCUUUUCAACUUGUAAGAUAUGUAACAUACAUUUUUUUUUUUUACCACUCUCUUGAACCAGAAACGAAUUGCAUCACGUUGGUAAAACUCGCUACACAUUCUGGUAUCUGCAUUUUGUCUCUCAAAUCUUGUAAUUGAGGAAGCCCAAGUUCUAAACCUGCUGAUUGUAUCAUUUUUAGUGUUUCUAUUCCAUAUUCUGCAACUUCCAUUCUCAACCUUCUUCAAAAACUCUCAGUUUGGUCCAGAAACAAUAGUUCCAUGCCAGAAGUGGUUCGGCCCCCUUUCCGUUUACCAACAUACUUUUCAGACUUUGAUUCUAUGUACUACUACAAUUUAGUACCACUUAUCAUCUAAACUUGAAUUAUUUUCUGCAGAUUGCAUCAUGUUGGUAAAAUCCACUACAUAUUUUGGCGUCUGCAUUUCGUCUCUCAAACCUUAUAAUUGAUGAAGCCCAAGUUCUAAACCAGCUUGUAUAAUUUUUCAAUCAAUCGCUGUGUUUUUU
Molecule: messenger RNA, 2480 nt
Organism: Rubroshorea leprosula
Lineage: Eukaryota; Viridiplantae; Streptophyta; Magnoliopsida; Malvales; Dipterocarpaceae
Source: the annotation of a GenBank genome assembly